AUGUCGACUGAUAUGAAUAAACACCGUCGUCAUCUUCAAAUGGUUUUUGAGAGGCUACAGGAAUAUUCACUCACAAUCAACUUAGAGAAAUGCGCCUUUGGAAAAGAUGAAGAAAACUUCCUUGGUUACAAACUGAGUGCAGCAGGAUAUUCUCCUUCACCAGACCGAGUAGAGAAAAUUAUUAAUUAUCCAAAACCUUCGACAGUUAUAGAACUCAGAAGAUUUUUGGGCAUGGUGAACUAUUAUCGUAAAUCAAUUCCUCAAGCAGCAAAAGUUCAAGCACCACUUUAUGAGUAUUUGAAGUCCUCCGUUGAAAAUGACAAGACUCAAAUUGUAUGGAAUGACACCUCAUUAUUAGCAUUCAGCAAGCUGAAGGAAGCUCUAGCAAAUGCAAUCAUUUUCCUUCAAGCAUAG
Messenger RNA from Ctenocephalides felis (cat flea), 414 nucleotides. RefSeq lists its product as uncharacterized. The transcript has a single exon. The coding region runs from base 1 to 414 and encodes 137 amino acids. Lineage: Eukaryota; Metazoa; Arthropoda; Insecta; Siphonaptera; Pulicidae. The record is from RefSeq and is a predicted model, not a curated record.